Pseudogymnoascus destructans is the source of this 1677-nucleotide messenger RNA. RefSeq lists its product as uncharacterized. The coding region runs from base 1 to 1677 and encodes 558 amino acids. The transcript is spliced from 3 exons. The record is from RefSeq and is a predicted model, not a curated record. NCBI's taxonomy places the organism in Eukaryota, Fungi, Ascomycota, Leotiomycetes, Thelebolales, Thelebolaceae.
AUGGGUCACUACUCAUCAGAUACACGAGAUCUCUCGCCAGAUGCGAUGGCAGCUGCAUACCCCGACCGCCCCAUCCGGCCGAUGCCAAAGCGCCGACUGCGUGAGCGUCUCUCUCCCAAUGUGGCAGACGCCAUCGUAUAUCCGCCGACAGCCCCAGCGAUAGCGCCUCUGUUCCACUACCCUUACCAUGCACCCACGGAGGAAGACCAGUCCCCUAAACCUUAUCCAGUCAAUAGGACACGUGAGGAUGAUGUCGAGCACAACUACAUAUCCAGGCGGAACUUGAAGGAGGUGGAUAGUGACGAAGAGUACACGGAACUAGCCUACCGAAGUCGUUACUCACGCCACUCCCCAGACCCUACAGGUCGGUCAUACCGUUUCGUCCAAAAACCGGAGGCUGCCAAAUAUUCCAAACCUGAUCCGCCGGCAUCAACGACAUCGUCCGCUGAUGGGUAUGAUUCUUUCGAGAAUACAAACAACAAGAAGAAGAGGAAGAUCCCAACACCUGGCGACGCGAUCUCGAACGGCAUACUACAAGCAAAUGAUAUGGCGUCCUUGACUAUAUCAAACCCGACGACAGAAGGAUCGCCUGUCUGUGAAGAAUCCAGUUCCGGCCCCGGGCAAUAUUAUGGCCCACCUGUCAGCAAUCUCGUCCAGGGCUUGUCUGGUCCAGGACGGGGGCGUUACGGACGAGUUCGAAGCGCAAGGAGCCCGCUUAGAAAUUUAUCAGAUAACCCUACCAACUGGGCUAAUGGCCGCACACCGCGGCAGAGACAAGCUCCAUGGUCACCAGGCGAACCCGCAGGGAUUAUUUCGACAGCAAUUGCCAAUGCCGAAAGCAAUUCGGCCCCCGUUUCGAGGGGCCAGGAGAACAUGAGUCUUCUUCAAGAACAAGCUGCCCGAAAAUCGAGCUCUACCGCUGCACAGUUUACCUUUACUUGCGACUCCCGAGUCCCUGGCACGGUAGCCUGGCCGAGGCCUCAAGCUUCCCCCCAUGGCUCUGGCGGAAGACCGACGAACACCCACGGAACUCAGACAAGCCCUCCGCUUUCGAAUGGAUCGCUUCCACAGCAGCAAAACUAUGAUCCGUCGCAAUCUCAAAACUUUAGAGAGAGACAGGGUCCUGUACCUCCCAAAAAUAACCGCCGAUCGGCAGGAAAGGAGUACCAAAUCGCAGCUCGCCAGCGCCGGGAGCAGCAGGAGCUACAGAAUUAUCACCAUCCGCUAGCACCUGAAGACGAAUGGAUCUGCGAAUUCUGCGAGUACGAGAGGAUCUUCGGCACACCACCGGAAGCUCUGAUCAGGCAGUACGAGAUGAAAGAUCGGCGCAUCCGCAAGCAGGAAGCUGAGAGACGGAGGUUACUGGAGAAGGCGAAGAUGAAGGGCCGCAAGAGCAAGAAAGGGACGAAACCUGGUGCGAAGAACGCGGCAGCUACCCAAGACCGUCAAGCCCAAGGUGGGCGUCACGCAUCAGCUGGUUCAAGCCAUGCACCUCAAGGUGCAGGCGAGAGGUACUAUUACAACGAUGAUGAUAUGACGUAUGCACAAGAUGACCAUCCAGCGUCUCCGACGUACCCACUGCCUACAGUUGCACAGCAUAAAGCGAGUCAAAACCAUGACGAGAAACAUACCAACGUCCAGGGCGGUGCAGGGAACUCGGAGGCACUGGCUAGCUAG